UACAUAUUAUACUGUGAGUGUCACUUGCUUUUGACCUUUCCAUAUGACAACCUCUAACUCCUCUAUAAUGCCUAAUAUGUGUAUGUUGGUACAGGAUCAAGGAUAUAAAACGUUUCUGUUCUCAUUCUGUGCUAUCACACUAUGUGCCCCCUAUGAUGUGCCCUUGAUACAUACAUAGAGUAUGAUGUGCAGUGUGUACGAUAUACAGAGGAACCUCUGAUAAGGGACCCUCCAAGAUAGGGACGAUCUCUCUACAAAGGACACUUGUUUCAACCCCAUGCUAAUACUUUAGUGUAUUAUUUGACCUCCGAGAUAGGGAUGACUUCUCAAAAAGGACAAUAUCGUUGGCCUCAUAGUGUCCCUUGUUCGGAGGGUCCACUGUACUGUUGAGACAUUGGUUGUGCGGUGUAACAUAUGUGUGACAAUCAUGUGACCUACGUGUGUACAUAUCUGUAGGAGGGAGGGACAGGAGAGGUGGACCAAUCAUAACCCUGUAUGCCACCGAGGCGGCUGACCUUCGACCUUUCAACCUGGGCAAGAUUCUGUCCUACCUCAGCAAAGUCCCCGAUGAGGCAGUCCAAGGUCAAGGGUUCACAGUAAUCCUGGAUGCCCAGCACGUCUCGUGGACUGUCACCAAACAUGCCAUCAAGAGUCUCCAACUGACGUUUGUGGAGCAUAUCCACCAGCUACUCAUCGUCAAACCGAGGUCGUUCUGGCAGAGACAGAAGACCGGAGUGAACGUCUCUCUCAAGAAGGGAAAAUACGGUUUUCCUGUGAUAAUGUUGGAGAAUUCCGGAGAGCUCUUCCAACACCUUCAGGUGUCCCAGGUGACCUCUGACCUCGGAGGGACCAUCAGAUUCAACCACCAGGAGUGGAUUGACACACAGAGGGUGGUGGAGAAGCAUCUGAUCCAGCUACUGAACCGUCUGGACGGCUACGAACACGUCAGAGGGCAGCUGGAGCAGCAGGAGAAGCCGUCCAGUCUCAUCGAGUCCAGGGAUUCUGUCCGUCGCCACGUGGACGCCCAGGACAUCAUUGCAAAGGAGGAUCUUGACUGUGAAUGUGAGGCAGUCAGCCAUGCCAUCGCCCAGCUGCGUCCCUGCUCCAAUCCCGACUUCAACGCAUGUUUUGGUCGACUGGAGGAGAUGUGUUCGUGUCUGCUGUCCAUGCAAGUCCAGCUGCAGAGGAUGUGGGACGAGAAGGGGGCCAAGUUGGACCAGGUGGUCCAGCUGCGGAAAUACGAACAUGACUCUGCACAGAUGAUGCAGUGGAUUGAGACGACGGCUCAGAGUCUCUCCGACGACCACACAGACAUUGGAGACUCUCUCAGCUCUGCAGAGAUCAACAAACAGGCCUUCCACAACUUCCAAUCACAAAUUUCUGGUCAGUACCAGGAGAUCAGUAGGGUCAUAACAGUAGGAGAGAGACUCGUAGGCUCACGACACUAUGCCCUGGACGUGAUGCAAGUGGGCAACAAGAAGCUGAGGACCAGCUGGGAGAGGUUCUCCAGGAUCGUGGAGGACAGAAACAACAUGUUUGAGCUCUCCGUCGUCUUCCACGACUGGCAACAGAAGUUCUUCCUCCAUAUAGAUGUGUGGAGUGAGGCCUGCUCCUCAGGACUGGUACCGUCCAGUACAGGCUGAUGUAAAGAGUCACGGGUCACAGCACAAGGCCCUGCAGGUGAGAUACCAGCUCAUGUACAACACCACUCGUACUGAGGGACACAGACUCAUCGAGAAACUCAAGAAACCUGUUGGAGAAAGCAGGUAUGUUCAGUAUAUGAUUUGCAACGUGCCCUGAUAUGCAAAAAAAAAAAACAGUGGCG
This is a messenger RNA of Geodia barretti, 1825 nucleotides long. Lineage: Eukaryota; Metazoa; Porifera; Demospongiae; Tetractinellida; Geodiidae. The record is from the annotation of a GenBank genome assembly.